This is a messenger RNA of Anneissia japonica, 1684 nucleotides long. RefSeq lists its product as uncharacterized. The transcript is spliced from 3 exons. The record is from RefSeq and is a predicted model, not a curated record. Lineage: Eukaryota; Metazoa; Echinodermata; Crinoidea; Comatulida; Comatulidae. Gene Ontology annotation, molecular function: growth factor activity. Bases 275 to 859 code for a protein of 194 amino acids.
UUGUUAUAGGCUAUCGAUGCCUGUUGCAAUGCAGGAGGCGUGUGACCGGGUUGUUUAUUGUUUAAGUUUGAUGAUUUUUUUUUCCGGGGUGGGAAUUAAGAGUUAAAUAUUACUCAAGGCUAUAAUAUUAUAACGUAACUUCUGCCGGAACACAUUUAUUCUAUAUAAGUCGACUGGUGAAAGAGUUUUGUCAUAGAGAAUACUAACAACAAGACAGGAAAAAUAUAAAUCCUAGAUACACCGUGUACAAGCGAAACAAGCGAUCAUCACAACCAUGCUUACGCAGACGAUAUCCAGCUUUCUCGUAGCACUACUUGUAGCACUUGGCUGUGUAAGUAACUCAAUCGCUAGGCCAAUGGACAGCAAUUUAGUCGACAUUUUACAAUAUAAUUCUGCAGAAACAUCGGCUGUUGUGGCUUCUGGUAGUGGCCCUUCUUUUCCUAAGAGUGUAUGUGACGCUAACAGAUACCAGUGUUUGCUAAGGAGUAUGACCCAGUAUUUUUUAUCAGCAAAUGAAGAAGGUCGGAUGCAAACAUCUCAGAGCAUUGGACAGAAAGAUUACUUACAAUUUUCAUCAGUCGGACUGUACUACUUGAAAAUACAGGCUUGCCAUUCUGGAAAGUAUAUUGCGGUGUUAAACAACACUCUCACAACAGUACAGAAAUGUGAUAAUCAUAUGGAAAGCAAUUAUUGUCACUGGCUUGAAAGUCACACUUUCAAGGGUACCGUCUUCAGCAACAUAGCAACCGGUCAGUACCUCACUGUCACAUCCGAUGGAACGCCAACGCUGUCUGGAGAGUCAAAUAAACACAAAAAGCGGGCAACUUUUAUGAAGUACGACUGCAGUAAAAGAUCAUAACCACUAUACCCUUUCUAAAAUAAGCUAUUAUACCAAAAAUUAAUUAAUUUAUUCGUAUGCAUUCCAUGUUAUUAGUAUUGACUUGUAAUUCGAUUUAGAUCAUAAUGUUGCAAUGGGGUUUUUUUUAUAUUUAUCAAAAUUUUUAUUCUUUAUAAACUUUCUUAUUUUUUUUAUGUUUAUUGUAUUUAUUUGUUUUAUUCUUUAUUUAAUAAUUGCUGACAUUUUUGUAUGAACGUUUAUGCUUAGUAGGCCUAUGCUAUAUUGUGGAUGGGAAGAGUGUUAGGAAAAUUCAGUUGAAUUUAUUAAUUAUAGUAAUUGACAUCAAUUUUAUUAAUCUAAUUAUUAUAAUUAUUAUUAUUUAUUGCGAAUCACAAGGUAUUUUUAUUUACUUAUUUAUUUUUUUUUGUAUUUAAUUGUCUAUUCCUCUUUAUUAUUGCUAACAUUUGUGUAUAAACGUAUCGUAUAUGCUAAGUAUGAUACAUAAAUUGUGGAUUGGAAGACAGUCAGGGUAAAUCAGUUGAAUUUAUCAAUUAUGGAAAUAAUUGUACAAACAUUAAUUUUAGUAAUCUAUUCUAUCUAAUAUAUAUAUUUAUUGCGAACAACAGUGGUUAAUAGAUAAUAUUUAUAUGCAUUGCUGGUUAUCUAAUUUGUAUUUUUAUCAAUGCCAUUAUGUAUUCACACCUUGCAAACAUAAUUAUUAUCUUAAUAAUUUAUAAAUUUAUGUAGAUUUUGAUUGUUGAUCAAUCGAUACUGGUUUUUUGUAAGAAUUGGAACAUCAUUUUCAAUUUAAAAAAGACUAAUAGAAUAAAUUUAAACAGAAAAAAA